AUGAAUGAAUCUGAACUGAGGAUACGCUUAAGUCUAAUUGAGACGAAUUUCUCCCAACUUCGCGAUAUACAAACUGAAAUAGAGCAAGGGAAUGAGGAACCCAGCCAAGAAUUUAAACGAAUUUACUUUGAAGACCUUUAUUGUGACAUAAAGGCAAUUAUAGUAAGCGAGCAUUCUAAGAGAAAAGAGCAGUGUAGUGUGUUAGAUACUAGUGGCGGCUUUUCCGUUACAUUGCCAGGGAAUCAACACCGUUCCUGUAAUUUGCCAAAAUUGAAAUUACCCCAUUUUUCGGGUAAAUAUACUGAAUGGAUGAGUUGGUUCAACACAUUCGUCACAUUAGUUGACUCAGAUGUUGAAUUAGAUGAGCUUUCCAAAUUUGUACAUCUGCGUUCUUGCUUAGAUGCAGUACCGUUGUCCACAAUUGAGGGAUUGGAGCUAUCUGCGUCCAACUAUAAAAGAGCGCUAGGGCUUUUAAAAAAUCGAUUUGAAAAUCGGUCAAUAAUAUUUCAAGCGCACGUUAGGGAGCUUACGGAAUUGCCGCGAAUGGAUCAUGGAAGCUCAGAUAAUCUUAGAUUGUUAGUAGAUAGGGUUAAUACGCAACUUGAAGCUCUAAAAUCGUUAGGAAACGAAAAGGAUAUUUUAGACGUGAUAAUAUACAAUUCGAUUCGAUCUAAACUUGAUCCAAGCACUUUAUCCAAAUGGGAGAGUCAAUGGGAUUGUACGACUUUACCGUCAUGGGCUUUAUUGUCGAAAUUUCUAGUUAAUCAACAUGCUAUGUUAGCUAAUCGAGAAUUAACUCGCAAUGUUGGGGAUAGAAUUCAAAAGAAGCCAAAUAAUAAGCAAGGUAGCUCUGUGUUGAUAGCUUCAUUUAAUUCUGACUCAAAGAUCCGAUGUUAUAGUUGUGAAGGCAAGCAUUCACUAUACCAAUGUCAAAAUUUUCUUAAACUGUCGCCGUUACAGCGAUAUUAUGAGGCAAAAAAAUAUUCAUUAUGCCUAAUUUGUCUAGAAAAACGACACUCUAUAAAGGAGUGUGGAUCCAGUCGUUGUCAAACUUGUUCAGAAUAUCACGCAUUGGAUCAUUUAGAAAUUUUAAAUAAUGCAGAGGAAAUAGCAAAGAUCAAAUAUUUUAUGCCGCACCAUGCAGUAGUCCGACCGGAGAGUAUAACUACAAAAUUACGUGUAGUCUUCGACACGUCGUGCAAGACGAGUAAUGGGCGAUCCUUAAAUGAUAUGUUAUUAGUUGGACCAACAUUACAACCGGAAUUAUUUGAAAUUCUGAUUCAUUUUCGAUGUUAUAGAUUUGCUUUAACAGCUGACAUUUCUAAAAUGUACAGACAGAUUUUAGUUGAUGAUGAGGGCAUAAAUUAUCAAGGUAUUCUUUGGCGCGAUAAUUCUGAAUAUCCAAUGCAGGUGUUGCGACUAAAAACGGUCACUUACGGUACUAGUUCAGCUCCUUAUCUGGCAGUUCGAUGUUUAAAAUUUUUGGCAGAUGAGUAUAGGGAUACACAUAAAGAAGCUGCGUCAAUGUUAAUGAACAACUUCUAUAUGGAUGACAUGCUAGGUGGGGCAGAUUCAGUGCAAGAAUUGAUAGCAAUUAAAAAUGAAGUUACAUCUCUAUUAAGUUUGGGCAAUUUUGAGCUACAUAAGUGGCGCUCUAACUGUGAGGAACUAUCCGCCACUAUGAACUCGCCACUUUUAAUUAAAACAGAUGAUUGUUCAAAAACAUUGGGAAUUUAUUGGGAUUCAAAAAGUGAUUUUUGGAAGUUCACUUAUGAUAUUACGAAGACCGAAUCGAUUUCCAAACGGAGAGUAUUGUCCGAGUUAGCUCAAUUAUUUGAUCCUCUGGGGUUACUAAGUCCGAUUAUUAUAAUUGGAAAAAUAUUUAUGCAGGAGUUGUGGCUCCGUAAUAUCCACUGGAAUGAAUCACUUCCUCAGGAUCUCCAUACUAGGUGGCAAAAGUAUCGCCAAGAAUUAAGAUCAAUUUCAAAGUGUACUUUCCCUCGGUCGGUAGUGUCACUAAACAGUGUUAGUUCCAUUCAGUUACAUGGGUUUUUCGAUGCCUCGGAACGGGCGUUUGGUGCAGCUAUUUAUGUUAGAUCAAUUGAUGCUCCUGUACAUGCAACAUCAUUGCCUCGUUUAGAGCUUCAAGGUGCGUUAUUAUUAGCUGAGUUAAUGUGCAGAAUUCAGAAAUGUAUCGCCCAUAAGAUUCAAGCUGUCCAUUAUUGGACUGAUUCAACUAUAGUACUGAAUUGGUUAUUAUCUUAUUCUAAAAGAUGGGUAACAUUUGUAGCAAAUCGAGUAGAUAAAAUUCAAGAGUUAUCAGUCCCCGAGAGCUGGCAUAAGAUUGAGUCGAAGCUUAAUCCGGCAGACAUAAUCUCGCGUGGCAUGUAUCCUAGUGAACUUAAAGACUGCAACUUGUGGUACAAAGGCCCAGCAUUCUUAAGUCUGGACAAAGAGAAUUGGCUACAAUAUAAUUGGAAAAUAGUUAAUGAAGCGAUACCUGAAGAAAGAAAACAAAUACUCAGUUUAUUUUGUAAACCUAGUCACAAUUUGGAAGAUUUAGUAAGUAGGUGCAAAUUUAUUAAUGAAUUUGGUAAGCUGCAAAGAGUCUUCAGUUAUAUUUUUAGAUGGGUUCAACGCGUGCGUAUAAAAAAACGAAAUUCAGGGACAGAUGUAGAAACUUUAACUGUGUCAGAGUUGAGAGGUGGGCUUCAUUACAUGGUGUUUAAUGUUCAGAACGUUUGUUUAGGCGACGUAAUUAACUGUAUAAGGUCAAAUCAGAGUAUUAAAAGUUCAAACAUUCAAGGGUUAAGCCCGUUUAUAGGUACCAAGGGUCCCGCGCCAAUUAUUCGAGUAGGUGGGCGAUUAAAGAAUGCCUCGCUGCCAUUUCCGGUUGAGCACCCAAUUUUGAUGCCAAAUAAUCACGGUUGCGUACGCGCUUUAAUUAAGUACUUACACCGCAUUAACUAUCACGCUGGCGUUCAAGCACUUUGUGCAUUCGUAAGACAAAGAUAUUGGGUUAUAAAUUGCCGAUACUUAGCUCGCAAAGUCGUUCGAAGCUGUUUGGAUUGUUUUCGUCAACAUCCAACGACGUCAACACAACUCAUGGGUUCGCUGCCGUCUUAUCGCGUCGAUGCAGGUGUUACUCCAUUUAUGCAUACAGGCAUGGACUUUGCUGGUCCAAUUAAAAUCCACUUCAACAUACGCGGAAAACGACCAGAUAAAGCACACUUAUGUCUCUUUGUUUGCUUUUCCACUAAGGCGGUUCAUAUUGAGGUGGUGUCAGACUUAAGUAGUAAUGCAUUCAUUGCCUGUCUGAAACGUUUUUUUGCCAGAAGGGGCCUUAGUGCUUAUUUAAUGUGUGACAAUGCGACUAAUUUUGUAGGAGCUUCACGAGAACUGAAUGAAUUGGCUGAAGAGUUCUUCAAGACGUCCACAAGAAAUCGUAUAACAAAUGAGUGUGCCGAUAGAGGUGUCAAUUUUCAUUUUAUUCCACCCAGAUCGCCCCAUUUUGGUGGUUUGUGGGAGAGCGCGGUAAAAGUAGUGUAG
Teleopsis dalmanni is the source of this 3549-nucleotide messenger RNA. RefSeq lists its product as uncharacterized. Gene Ontology annotation, biological process: DNA integration. The transcript is spliced from 2 exons. Bases 1 to 3549 code for a protein of 1182 amino acids. The record is from RefSeq and is a predicted model, not a curated record. Gene Ontology annotation, molecular function: nucleic acid binding. NCBI's taxonomy places the organism in Eukaryota, Metazoa, Arthropoda, Insecta, Diptera, Diopsidae.